Chaetomium fimeti is the source of this 2334-nucleotide messenger RNA. RefSeq names its product regulator of volume decrease after cellular swelling-domain-containing protein. Gene Ontology annotation, cellular component: membrane. NCBI's taxonomy places the organism in Eukaryota, Fungi, Ascomycota, Sordariomycetes, Sordariales, Chaetomiaceae. The coding region runs from base 1 to 2334 and encodes 777 amino acids. Gene Ontology annotation, molecular function: glycosyltransferase activity. The transcript is spliced from 5 exons. The record is from RefSeq and is a predicted model, not a curated record.
AUGAGCCUCCAAACGGUCAGGUCACCGUUCUCCCUAAACGAUUACACUGCGCUGUCCGAGCACCAGGAGCAAACCCCCAGCAGCUUCUACGAUGGCAAGCCCGUGCUACACUACCAUUCGACCGGCGCAAAGGCCUGGAUUCCCAAGUCGCAGCGCGGCAAGCUACCCUUUUUCCCAGCCGACCUCUCGUCAGAGCCAACAGCGCCCGAAAACGGCGCGCUGAAUGGCCAGACCGAAGAAAGCGUCGAGCAAAAGGUCGACCUGUUUGUGAACUCACAGAACCUCUCGAUAUUCUGCCCCUCCGCCGAGUGCGGCGUCUCGAUCCCCUACCAACAAAUCAGCAUCCACGCCAUCAAGACCCUGCACGACAGCAACCAAACCGCCCACCCGGCCGUCUACCUCCAGCUCGAGCUAGCCGCGGGCGGCGCGGGCGACGACGACUUCGACACGGUCGAGCUGACCCUCAUCCCGCAAUCACCCCAGACCUCUUCCGGCGCGGCAACAACCCCGCCCAAACCCGAAGCGACCCUCCUCUUCGAGGCCGUCUCGGAGUGCUCCAACCUGAACCCAGACGCAGCCCAGGACGGCGAUGACGACGACGAGGACACAGAGGACGGCGGGGCGCAGAUCCUGUUUGAGGGCGACUACGAGGCGGUCGAGGGGUUUAGCGGCGUGUUUGCCGGCGCGAGGGAUGGUGGGUUGCCGCCUGCGAUGCCGGGUAGUGGCGGGUGGAUUACGGCGGAGAAUGUGCAUGAGUAUUUUGACGAGGAGGGGAAUUGGAUUGGCGGGGAGGAAGGGGUCAGUGGUGAGCUGGGGGAGGGGGCGGGGGCUGUGCAUGGGAGAGAGGAGGAGGAGGGUGGUGGCGCUCCGGGGGGUGAUGCUGAGGCGGUGGGGUUGAACCAUAAACUUGCAAUUUCCAAAUCCGGGGGGUCGCCCUCGACUACCACCAGUUCGUCCCGUCUGAUCGCUGCUUGUACCCGCGACUUGCUUCCCUCAUUUGGAAAUGCUCUGAUAGGGAUACGGCCGUCCCUCGGCUUUGCCCUGGCCGUCUUCUUCUUCCUGUGGUUGGUCCUGCCGUACGAUAACGCCGCGCGGCUGGCGUUCCGGUGGAAUGCAAAGAGGCUCAAGGCGGCCUUGUUCUCACGCUCCAGCGAGCGGUGGGUGUACGCGCACCCGGAGCACCCUGUCGACGUGGGUCAGGAUCUUGUGGUGAUCGUCAAGACGGGAUAUGGCACGCGGGAGCGGGUACCGGCCUGGCUUGACGCUCUGAGCGACGCGAACGAGUUUAGAGACAUUCUCGUCAUCGCCGACUCGGAGGGUCACAUUGACUUCAAUGACGGGUAUCAUGAUAAAGGGUUGCAUGUUCAUGACGCUGUGGGCCACUCCCUGCGCCUUCACUUGCGCCGCUACGGGGAUCAUCCGAGGGUUGCAAAGUACAACCUGUUGACCGAGGCAAUCUUUAAUAAUGAUGAGGCACUGGCACAAAAUCACUGCCGGUCGUUUGGAUGGGAACUGGAUGCGAUGAAGUUUAUUUCUGGCCUGGAAAUGACUUACCAAAAGUACCCGCACAAGCGGUGGUACCUGCUCGUCGACGACGACACCUUCAUCAUCCAGCCCUCGCUCAAACCGCUUCUCGAGCACCUUGACCCCGAGGAGCCGCAUUAUCUCGGAAACGCUGUGGGCGACUUCAAGGCCCGCUUCGCCCACGGAGGAUCUGCCGUCAUCCUCUCGCACGCAGCCAUGCAGGCGCUGAUAGAGAACCAGCGAGCCCUCGCGUCCGUCUACGUCGACUCGCUCGACGAGACGUGGGGCGACCGGCUGCUGGCCAAGGCGCUGCUGAAGCUCGGCAUCCACCUCGACGAAUCGUACAGCCACCUGUUCAACGGCGAGCCGCCGCUGCUCAGCAAGAUCCGCGCCGACAGGCUCUGCUCGCCGCUCGUCUCCUUCCACAAGCUGCCGACCCCUUCGGCCAUGCGGGAGGUCGGCGACUACUUCCGGAACGUCAGCAAGCCGGUCAUGUGGAACGACUUGUGGGAAAUCUACGGCAAGACGCCACCAUGGCAGCAGACGGAUGCCGCAUUCCACUACAAUUGGGACCACGUGGGGGAGCCCGAUGAAUCCACGCUCACGAUCCCGAACGUCGAAACGCCCGAGGCAUGCGAGAAGCAGCUCAACCGCCGAUCCCGUAGUUCUCUAGCUUGGUCAUGGGACCCCGAGACCGAAACUUGCCAUAUAAGCCAUUGGAUGAUUGUCGGCCGGGCAGCAUCCGGGCGGGUUUCUGCCAUCAACGCCCCGCGCGCGAGGUCUUUGGAGACCACAUGCAUUCAGUACUGA